Pezoporus flaviventris is the source of this 2035-nucleotide messenger RNA. It is a transcript of the gene PDCD1, whose product is annotated as programmed cell death 1. Lineage: Eukaryota; Metazoa; Chordata; Aves; Psittaciformes; Psittacidae. The record is from RefSeq and is a predicted model, not a curated record. Gene Ontology annotation, cellular component: external side of plasma membrane; membrane. Gene Ontology annotation, biological process: negative regulation of immune response; positive regulation of T cell apoptotic process. The transcript has 7 exons. The coding region runs from base 352 to 1686 and encodes 444 amino acids.
CUGUUAAGAAGCCUGUUCCCCCAAUUCCUGCCUGUGUGUUGCUGCUGCACCCUGAGCUCCCCUCCUGUCUCUGAUCCAUACUUCCAAGCCAUCAGUACAGAGAGACCAGUCUUGCUCCUUUCUUCCAGGAACUUCUUAAAUCUUCCAGAAAGGCUUAAAAGUGUCACUCCCCAAUAUCCCCCCAUCCAGUCACAUCCUUGUGCCCUUUUCCCUGCCCACAGCUGCUGACUGUCCCAAGGAGGGCUGUUGGGCGAUGGCCACCUCCUGAGAAGCUGACUGACAUCCUGCUUCCUUCGCUGUUUAUCUUGGUGCAGCAAUCUCUGUGAUGAUUCUUCCUACUUGCAGUGGGUGAUGCUGCUAAGAAAGGUCCCUGGCUCCUGCUGUGCACAUCAGAGAACAAGCCGCCGCUGUGGGGAAGGAAGCACAGAGAAGAGUUGGGGUGGCACAGCGCAUCUGCCCGGGCAGAAGACUGACUGGCUCGCCAUGGCUCUGGUUACCUCGAAGAUGACGUGGGGCAGCAUGGAGGUGACCUUGAUCAGGCUCUGCACUGUCCUGCUCUGCUGUGGCCCUAUGCUGGCUGGCUGCCACCAGGUGACCUUCUUCCCAGCAAUGUUAACUCUCCCUGCAGGUGGCUCAGCCACCUUCUUCUGCAAUAUCUCCAUGGAGAACGAGUCCAGCUCAGAGUACAGCCUCAAUUGGUACAAGGAGACCAACCAUAGCCAAGCCCAAAAAAUCGCUGAGAUUGGCCACCAGAUCAGCCAGAUCAACGGCCAGGUGAAGACAGAGAAGUACCUGCUCACCAACCACACUCCUGCCUUCAAGCUUGAGAUCCUGAACCUCCACCAGAACGACUCAGGCUCCUACUUCUGUGGUCUGAUCACCUUCUUUGAACACAAUAAUGUGAUGGAGAGCAAUAGAUCCCAGCUGGUGGUCACAGCAGCCCCUGAGAAGACGAAUACUACUGAUGAGCCUGAGACGGAGGAAAGCAACCCCCCAGACUAUAUCAAGGCCAUGCUCCUGGGGAUCCUGUUGCUGGCUGGGGUGGUUAUGCUGCUGAUCUUUGGCUACCUCACCAUCACAUACAGGAGAGGAGAUGUACAGAAACCACAAAGUAAAAACGCGCCAGCGGCACCUCCAGGAGGAGUCUUGCUCCAUCUUCUCUGCAACCCCAUUAGAAGGAAGAGAAGCCCCCUGUGGUGUCUGUGUCCACUGUGGACUAUGGUGUGCUGGAGUUUCAGUGUGACCAGCACAUGCAGGUCCCCCCGGAGACCUCACCAGUUGACCAGACCGAAUACGCCACCAUCAUCUUCCCAGAUGAGAAGCCUGUCACAUCAGAGCCGGGGAAGAAACACCCAGACGAGAGGAUGUGGCAGCUGCAGUUCCAGCCCUGCUGAGGGCUGGGUCCCUCCUUGCUUGAGGGGUGCAGGCAGGGACAGGCUGCCCUGGCCCCUCACUCCCACCACAGGUUGUAGACGGGAAAAGUCCAGUGUGCCAGGACUGGAGCAAAAGAUGAUGCUGCUGGACUUGACACUGGACAGUCCUGGCUUUGGUGGGACCAUGGCUAUUGGGUGGGUGCCAGGAGACAAGGAAGGUCCCUGCAGGGCUUCUCAUGCUACCUCUUCACACAGGGCAGGUAGGAGGGGCUGUGACAGAUCAGCGAUGCCAAUAGGUCUGUCCCAAAGGUGAUUUACAGCAUGCGUCAAUUUUCUGCCUCCACCUGGGAUUCUCUGGAGUGGACACGCUCCUUCCCUCACCCAGGUCUGACUCAAGCAUGACUGUGGGAGGAAAUGCUGGAGGCCAAAGUGGGAGUGGAUCCUGGGAGAUGCUGCUCAGAGGAGCCCGGGGCUGAGGGAUUCUCCUUGCCCAGGGCAGACACUGCCUUCUGUACGGCUAUUUAAAGAAGACCCUGGGAAGAGGGCAGCUGGCUCUCCUCCUGCCUCCAGGCACUUCCCUCCUCUGCAAGGGGGGGGAAAUAUCCCCUUGUCCCUCCCCUCAGUAGGUGGGAGGUGGAUAUGGCUCAGGGGGUGAAUAAAGG